GAAAAAGUAGGCUUGUGACACCUUAUUUUACAGGCAUUUUCAAUCUCUCUUCCAUUUGGACGAAAUUUAUUCAUUAUAUACAGGACGUCCCAAUAAAAAGCGCCCAAUCUCAUGUUUAAACGUUAUUAAAAACCUAUUUAAACAGGCCGUCUUUAUUGGGACACCCUGCACAUAUGCCUCGCGCUGUACCUACACGUACGGGUCCUUCGAAAACGGGAAAAUUAAAAGGAAAAAAAAACGGUAUAUAGCGAGGAAAAACGAUUUUCGCCGUCGAAAACCGUCGAAAAUCGUAUAUCUUUCACGGUCGAGAUGAGCGCGUAAAAUGCACGCGAGACGACGGAGUUUUCCGCCCGGCUUUCCCGGCCCGCCUCGGGAAAAUCCGCCCGGAUCGUCGGGAGUUUCCUUCGGGCCGGAAAAACGGGUCGGGCGUACGCGAAAACACGGUUUUCGCGCGACCGGUUUUCCCAGCUCUCCGGUCGUUUUUCAUAAACGGUUUUCCUCGCCGAUGGGAAACCGGGGGGUGGUGGGAAAGGAGGAGGGAAAAAUGGAGAAAAUGGAGAAAAUGGAGAAAAUGGAGAAAAUGGAGAAAAUUGAGAAAAUUGAGAAAAUUGAGAAAAUUGAGAAAAUUGAGAAAAUUGAGAAAAUUGAGAAAAUUGAGAAAAUUGAGAAAAUUGAGAAAAUUGAGAAAAUUGAGAAAAUUGAGAAAAUUGAGAAAAUUGAGAAAAUUGAGAAAAUUGAGAAAAUUGAGAAAAUUGAGAAAAUGGAGAAAAUGGAGAAAAUGGAGAAAAUGGAGAAAAUGGAGAAAAUGGAGAAAAUGGAGAAAAUGGAGAAAAUUGAGAAAAUUGAGAAAAUUGAGAAAAUUGAGAAAAUGGAGAAAAUGGAGAAAAUGGAGAAAAUGGAGAAAAUGGAGAAAAUGGGAAAAAGGAAAAUCGUGGAUUUAUUUAUGUACUCUACCUGGCUCGGUUUGCUCCUGAAGUGCGGCUGGUAUUUGACGCGAAUCGAUCUGGGACAGCAGACGCACAAGAUCCUCAAGAAGGCCCUGGAACCAAUUAAAUUUUCCGAAGAAUCUACUGAAGAGGGAUUUGCUAAAGAAAAAUUCAUUGAAGAAGAAUCUACUAAAGGAGAAUGUACUAACGGAGAAUCUACUGAUAAGGAAGAAUCCACUCAAAAAGAAUCUACUAAAGGAGAAUCUACUGAUGAAGAAGAAUACACUGAAGAUUGA
Messenger RNA from Phyllotreta striolata, 1222 nucleotides. The record is from the annotation of a GenBank genome assembly. Lineage: Eukaryota; Metazoa; Arthropoda; Insecta; Coleoptera; Chrysomelidae.